Chrysoperla carnea is the source of this 1677-nucleotide messenger RNA. RefSeq names its product fatty acyl-CoA reductase 1-like. The transcript has 9 exons. Gene Ontology annotation, biological process: long-chain fatty-acyl-CoA metabolic process. NCBI's taxonomy places the organism in Eukaryota, Metazoa, Arthropoda, Insecta, Neuroptera, Chrysopidae. The record is from RefSeq and is a predicted model, not a curated record. Gene Ontology annotation, molecular function: alcohol-forming very long-chain fatty acyl-CoA reductase (NADP+) activity. Bases 43 to 1647 code for a protein of 534 amino acids. Gene Ontology annotation, cellular component: peroxisome.
AGUUUUAUUCUUUGUAUUGGUCUUUGUUCCGGUUGUUCUAAAAUGUUUGAUAAUAAUAAUUAUAUUGUUGAAGAUAAUAUCCUUAAGCCGACAAAGAAAGUGUUUGUGGAUAAAGUAACUCUAUCGCAGUUAUCAAAGAAUGUACCAUCAAUUAGUGAAUUUUAUGCUGACCAAAACAUUCUGGUUACUGGCGGUACUGGCUUUAUGGGCAAAGUUUUAAUUGAAAAAUUACUCCGUUCAUGUCCAAAAAUUAAGGGGAUUUAUUUAUUAUUGCGUUCGAAGAAAAAUUAUACGGAUGAAGAAAGAUUAAAUAAAAUGUUUAAUAUACCUUUAUUUGACAGAUUAAAAGCAGAAUACCCGGAAUCAUUAUCAAAAGUAAAAGUAAUUAAAGGAGAUAUCCGCGAACUAGAAUGUGGUUUAUCUGAUUCUGAUUUGGAAUUUAUAAUUCAUGAAAUAAAUAUUGUAUUCCAUGUGGCAGCAUCUGUUCGAUUUGAUGAUUCUUUGAAGGAAGCUAUUUUAAUUAACACACGAGGAACUAGAGAAAUGUUAAAAAUACUUAAACAAAUGCAAAAUUUAAAGGUUUUCCUAUAUACGUCAACCACUUAUUGUAAUGUCGAUAAAGACGUGGACGCAAUCGAAGAAAAGGUUUAUAACUCAACAACGGAUUGGAAAACUAUGAUUAAAGCAGCUGAAAUUAUGGAUGAAAAUGUGCUCAAUAUUCUUGAACAAAAAAUUUUAAAUAAAUAUCCGAAUACGUAUACCUUUUCCAAAAAUCUUGCCGAAGAACUUGUUUUUGAAAGUUGUGAAGAUGUAUCAACAGUUAUUUUUCGUCCUACAGUCGUGAUUGGUUCGGAGAAGGAACCAAUGCCGGGAUGGGUUGAUAACUACAAUGGACCAAUGGGUCUACUUACAGGAAUUAUGGCUGGCGUAAUUCAUGCAGUGUAUGCAAACGGUGAUACGAAGGUAGAUUGGGUGCCUGUUGACAUAGCAAUAAAAGGAAUGAUAACGUCAGCAUGGUACAAAGCUUUAGAACAAACUAAUCGUAACAAAUGCUUAGUAAUUAACUCAUCAACCAGUGAUUUUAUAAAGAUUACCAAUGGGUUGUUUAAUAAUGUCGGUUCCAGUAUAAUAUUAAAAAAUCCAACAAAUCAACUAUUAUGGUAUCCAUUUUGUGUCUAUACGCCAAAUAAAUAUUUGUAUUGGCUUUAUUUUGUAUCACUACACUUGGUUCCAGCAAUAUUUUUAAGUGUUUUAUUGAAAAUAAGCAAUCAGAGAUUAAAUUUAUUUAAAUUAUAUCGCCGAGUAUUUUAUUCAAAUAUGAAGCUUGCACCGUUCACAUUAAAUGAAUGGAUAUUUGAAAAUGAUAAUUUUAAAUCUUUGCAUGCAAUAUUGAAACCAGAGGAUGUUGAUAAGUUCUCGGUAGAUUAUUCUGGAUAUAUAAUUUCGGAUCAAAUGAAAAUACAAAGAGAUGGCACAAUACGGUAUUUAUUAAAAGAUAAAAACUUUUCAGAAGAAACGUUUAACAAACGAAUGUUUAAUUUAAAAAUAAAAUACUAUCUGCAUAUUGCGAUAAUUAGUCUUUUAAUUAUUGGUUCUCUUUUAGUCUUGAAUCUUAAUGGUAGAUUUAUGUAUAAACGUUACUUUUAGAUAACGAAUAAAAUUAAUAGUUAAAAUUAA